AAGAGAAAGCGAAAUGGCUAGGAUCAACGCCUACUCUAAGCUCUUUCUAGCUGUUCUCUUCUGUUUCCUCCUUGCUAGUGCGGAAAUAGUUGCCGCGAAGAAACUAUGCGAGCGCAAAAGCAAGACAUGGUCUGGGGCGUGUAUUAUGUCAAAGAACUGCAAAAAAGAGUGCAAGAAGAAGGAUCAUGCUGAAACAGGAGAAUGCCAUUCAGUGAAUAUCUUCAACCGUCAAUGCUUCUGUCAUUUCAAGUGCUGAAGAUCGACUUAGACAUAUAUAGUGCCAGACCUAAAUAAUCAUUUUUCUUCUUAUUAUGUAAAACCAACUAUAUAUUUUUAUCAUGAUAAGAAGUAUUAUUAAUUCAAACCCAAUUAAGAAGUGUAUUUUGUUUGGGUAUGUGAUGUGUAUGGUCAUCAAAGUUGUGUUUGGUCA
Molecule: messenger RNA, 430 nt
Organism: Cornus florida
Lineage: Eukaryota; Viridiplantae; Streptophyta; Magnoliopsida; Cornales; Cornaceae
Product: defensin-like protein 1
Exons: 2
Coding region: 14-256 (80 amino acids)
Biological process (GO): defense response
Source: RefSeq, a predicted model, not a curated record